Messenger RNA from Anguilla anguilla (European eel), 1184 nucleotides. RefSeq names its product olfactory receptor 52D1-like. Gene Ontology annotation, biological process: G protein-coupled receptor signaling pathway. Gene Ontology annotation, molecular function: G protein-coupled receptor activity; olfactory receptor activity. The record is from RefSeq and is a predicted model, not a curated record. Gene Ontology annotation, cellular component: membrane. The transcript is spliced from 2 exons. Lineage: Eukaryota; Metazoa; Chordata; Actinopteri; Anguilliformes; Anguillidae. The coding region runs from base 77 to 997 and encodes 306 amino acids.
UGUUAAUGAACAUCACAGGACACAUUCUGCUGGAACAGAAAAUCCUCUUAAGCAGUAUGUUACAGGUACACCAGCAAUGGAAAAUGUAUCAGGUGUGAAAGUGUUCCAUUUAUCUGUACUGAAUGAAACUUGGACAAGUCGUUAUUUUUUAUUUUCUCUGACUCUGUUUGUGUAUAGCUUAAUUCUGUUUGUAAAUGUGAUGCUAAUUCUCACCAUUACAUUGCAAAAUGCCCUCCACGAACCCAUGUACAUGUUCCUGUGCAAUCUGUGUAUUAAUGGACUGUACGGAACUGCAGGAUUCUACCCUAAAUUCCUAUCCGACUUGCUCUCUGGACAUCAUGUUAUCUCAUAUGAAGGAUGUUUCCUGCAGGCAUUUGUGAUCUAUUCAUCAGUACAGUGUGAAUUUUCAACACUCACUGUGAUGUCUUACGAUCGCUAUGUGGCCAUAUGCAAACCCUUAAUGUAUCAUUCAAUUAUGACAGGUCAGAUGGUGUAUAAAUUAAUAACAUUUUGCUGGCUUUUUCCCUACUUCAUGAUGUCCUUGCUUAUAGCACUUUCAAGAAGACUUACAUUAUGCGGGUCCCAUAUUGAUAAAUUAUAUUGUGAAAACUGGUCCAUUGUGAAACUUUCUUGUGAAGCAACAGUGGUAAAUAAUGUGACUGGGUUUAUUGUUAUUCUAACAUUUUUAGUAUUUGCAAUUUUCACCACGGUUUCAUAUAUUAAAUUGAUUUCUGUGUGCACGAAAAGUAGAGAAGACAGAAUUAAAUUUAUGCAGACUUGUGUGCCACAUUUAUGUGCCUUAACAAAUUUCACAGUCACUUUGAUGUUUGACACAAUGUACAGUCGCUAUGGAUCAAGAGAUAUCUCAGAGCGUCUGCGCAAUUUUUUGGCGCUACAAUUUCUCAUCAUCCCUCCUCUCUUCAACCCAAUUAUUUAUGGACUCAAACUGACUGAGGUUCGCAAAAGACUACUGAAGCAGUGUCGUAGCUUAAAGUAGUUUUUGUAGAGAGCACAAGAUUGUUCAGCAGCCUUGGACACGACUCCAUUUUCUGUUACUCUCAGUGCAGUACACUGUGUGAAAAGUCUUUCUCUGCUGCCUGCGAUAGGCUGGUUUGAAUCAUGCACAAGUCCUGGGUCCAGCAGGAAUGUUUUUUCUCUCAAGCAAAAGUUUGUAAUAAAGCAGA